AUGACGUUCAUGGCGCGGCACCGCCCCGCCCAAGCGCAGGACUCGAUGGAGAAGGAGCUGAGCGCGUCCAGCGGCCUCACGCUGGGCGAGUCGCCGCAGCACGCGGCCAGUCCGCGGCGCAGCAUCUUCCGGCGCCGCAAGGGCUCGGCCGACAGCUGCGCCUCGAGGCUAUCGCUCUCGCUCACGCCCGACGACCGGCGGCCCACCAAGCACCUGCCAGUACACGACAAAGGCAAAGGCUGCUCCAGUAGCACCAGCAGCAGCAGCACUAGCGGCGCGCGCCGGCCGCUGGCGCUGCCGCACACCAUCACCGAACGACACGGCGGCCAGGAGCUCUGGGUCAAGGCGCCCGUGGUCUCCGGCUCGCUCGAGAAGCGCGGCUUCCGCUGGCGCAGGAAGUGGAAGCUGCGCUUCGUGGAGCUUGACGGCCGGCAGCUCGCGUACUACGAGGACUCGGGCGCGUUCAGCGCCACCACAGCCUCGGCCAGCGGCGUCAAGCGCAACUGCAAGCCCAAGCGCAAGGCCAUGCUCACAGCCGACGCCCAGCUGGAGGACGUGGACGACACGACGCUGAGCAUCACGCCCGCGCUGGACGAGAAGCCGUGGCUGCUGCGCGCGCGCGACGCCGCCACCAAGCAGCGCUGGCUCGUGGCGCUCUCGGACUGCAUCGACAUCUUGGUCUGGCUACGUCACUACAAGCUCGGUGCUGUGCUGGGCGUCGGCGGCAACGGCGUCGUGCAGAGACUCGAGGACGAGCGUGACGGGACCGUGUACGCCGUCAAAGUGCUGGACGUGGCCAAGUUCCGGCACCGCGAGCAGGUCGUGGCCGAGGUCGAGAUCCUGCGCAACAUCACCAACAACAUCAAGCACCCGAACCUCAUCAAGAUCCACAAGGUCUACGAGGAGCACCAGAAGGUCUACAUCAUCCAGGAAAUGUGCACGGGCGGAGAGCUCUACGACCGCGUGGUGCAGCGCGGCAAGUACUCGGAGAGGGACGCGGCCAGCAUCAUGCAGCAGCUCGUGUCGGCGCUACAGGCGCUGCACGCGCACAAUAUUCUGCAUCUGGACAUCAAGCCCGAGAACAUUUUGUUCUCGUCCAAGGACCCGGACUCCAAGAUCCUGCUCACGGACUUUGGGCUCGCGCGGAUGAUCAACGGCAAGCAGAACCCUCUGGAGCAGGGCAAGUCCAUGGCCGGCACCAUUGGGUACAUGGCCCCAGAAGUUAUCUCCUCGCACGUGUACAGCGAAGCCGCCGAUGUCUUCAGCGCCGGCGUCAUCCUGUUCAUUUUACUGGUGGGGUACCCUCCAUUCUACGGUGAUUCGGAGGUGGAGAUCCUGCUGAAGAUUGCUCGCGGAGACUUCACGUUCGACCCGCAGGACUGGGCGCACGUUUCAGGGUCGGCCAAGGAGCUGGUAGCGCGCAUGCUGGAAGUGCGCGCGCAGGAUCGCAUCACGGUGGACGAGGUGCUGGCACACUCGUGGAUCACGCGAGAAGGCCCCAACAGGGAUAGCGACAGCUCGGUCCGAGACCUGAGCGCCAGCAUGAUGACCAAGCUGCAGCACUUCAACAUUGACCGGAAAUCUCAGAGCAUGGGCUCGUUCUUGGCGUCUAUGCUGGUUGACGACAACGAGGCUGACUUCCAGGCUCUCGUGGAUGAGGAGACCGUCGAGAUGAUGAUCCGUCAGAUGUGCGUCGAUGGCCACAACCGCAUCCCGCUACGCGGUGCGCACGUGAUCGCGAAGGGCCUUGGCCUCUCGCCCUACAUCGACGAGAAAUCGUUCGUGCAGUUCCUGGACCAGAACCGCGAUGGCUUCAUCGACGCGAGCGACUUCUGCGCGGGCGUAAGAGCACUGCGCAACCGCCACCAGUCGUUCGCUACGAUGGUGUUCUCGGCGCUGCUGAGGAUGAACUCGCCUGAAGAGAAGGGCGAUUCGUCCGAUGAGGAAGUCCCCGAGUCUGCAGUGCUUACCCGCGAGCACUUUGCUGUGGCGUUCAAGAAGCUGGAAUGCCCAGAGCCGCUAGUGGACGUCUUUUUCAAGUUCGUGGACGAAGAGGAGGAGAAGCUGAACGCCACAGAAACUGGAGAAAAUUCGUCCGCCUCGUCGUCCUCGUCGUGGUCGGUGAACGAAGCCGAGUUCAUGACACUAUUUACACAGUUCUCUUUCCUGGGCAUGCUGUUCCUGCGCACGGUAAAGGACAACGUGGUCUCCAUGGUCAAGUCGCACAGCGUUGAUGGCAUGCCGCGUAUCUCCGAGGACUCGUUUUCCUCGCCGUAG
Messenger RNA from Phytophthora sojae, 2277 nucleotides. RefSeq lists its product as hypothetical. Lineage: Eukaryota; Oomycota; Peronosporomycetes; Peronosporales; Peronosporaceae. Bases 1 to 2277 code for a protein of 758 amino acids. The transcript has a single exon. Gene Ontology annotation, molecular function: ATP binding; protein kinase activity; calcium ion binding. Gene Ontology annotation, biological process: protein phosphorylation. The record is from RefSeq and is a predicted model, not a curated record.